CACCUACAAGCACACGCAGGAGUGUGACAGCAGUGCAGCAGACACAGGGAUCUUCUCAACAGCGGUGUGUGUGCUAUAUAUAUAUAUGCGCUGUAUGACGUCGCAGGCAGUGUGUGUGUGUUUGAGAAAGAGGUAGAGCAGUUGAAAUAGGGUGAGCUGGAAUAGCGGGUCACUCUCGUUUGAAGGAUGGAGUGAGAGCGGGUGUGUUCUUCCGUUCGACUGGACUGUGAGGGUUUGUGAGUCUCUGGACACCUAUAACGCGCGUUUCACGCAGCAUUUCUGUCUCCGCGCAGGAACACGACAGGCUGACGCUGAUGGGCUUCUUGGGCGUUUGGGCUUUGUCCGUCCUGCUCGGAUCUUCCCUAUGGCUGGCUUAUGGAGUCCGAGCCAGUGCUGGAUCUGGAGCUACAGUAAAGGAGCUUCAGGAGGGACUUCAGCAGUAUGGAGGAGCUGAAAAUAAAGUCAAGCAAAAUGGGGGUCCAUGCAGGAGGACAUACUGCGGCCGGGGACGGGAGUGUGUGGUCAGGGAAGUAACGGGCCGUGCCGAGUGUGUGUGCCAGGAAAGCUGCCACCCUUCGUUUGUGCCCGUGUGUGGCUCUGACGGACGUUUUUAUGAGAACCACUGCGAGCUUUACCGCACCGCAUGCCUGCAGCGGAGGAGAAUCUAUGUGGUCCACAGCAAAGACUGCUUUUUUAAAGGAGACACAUGCACCAUGGCGGAGUACAACAAGCUGAAGAGCAUGCUGCUGGACAUGCAGCCCAGGACCUCCAUGGAUGGGCAAGCAAACGCUAUGGACCAGAGGAGGAUCCUAGUGGACACAAUGUUCAAGUAUAUAGACAGAAACCAGGACGGCCGUCUGAGCAGUGAGGAGCUGGCAGAGAUCUCCAUAAAGGAGCAUUUAGAAAAUAUCUUAAUGGAGUGCACCAUGCAAGACCUCCUGCGUUACGAUGAUUACAACAACGAUGGUCACCUGACCCUUCAGGAGCUCUACACUGCCUUCCAGGUCAUUCAGCUCAGUCUAGCUGAUGACAAGCGUCUGAGCGUCACAACAGUGACCGUCGGCCUGAGCGCUGUGCUGUCCUGCGCCAUUCAGGGAACCCUGAGACCACCCAUCAUCUGGAAGAGAAACGGCAUCAUCCUCAACUUCCUGGAUCUGGAGGAUAUAAAUGACUUUGGUGAUGAUGGCUCACUCUACAUUACUAAGGUGACUACGAUUCACAUGGGGAACUACAGCUGUCAUGCGUACGGCUAUGAGGAGCUGUCCCAAACCCACGUGCUCCAGGUGAAUGUGCCUCCAGUAAUCCUGGUGUAUCCGGAGACUCAGGCCCAGGAACCCGGUGUCGCUGCCAGCCUGCGCUGUCAUGCAGAUGGUAUUCCAAACCCCAAACUCACCUGGCUAAAGAACGGCCUGGACCUGCAGCCGCACGGAUCCAAACAGAUUUCACUUCUCGCUAAUGGCAGUGAGCUUCACAUCGGUAGUGUGCGUUAUGAAGACACUGGUGCUUAUACCUGCAUCGCUAGAAACGAGGUUGGCGUGGAUGAAGACAUCUCAUCUCUGUUUGUGGAAGACUCAGCACGAAAGACACUGGCCAACAUUCUCUGGAGGGAAGAAGGGCUCAGUGUGGGGAACAUGUUCUACGUGUUCUCCAGCGAAGGGAUCACCAUACUGCAGCCCGGCAACUGUGAGAUUCGCAGACGCAUCCCGCGGACAGAGAGGAUUCUGGGUAGUUAUGAAGAACUGUGUCCCAGCAUCAAGGGCGUCUCUUCACAGGAGUGUGUAUGGGCAUCUGCGGUCAGCGUGAGGGACAAGUAUGUGUAUGUGUCUCAGCCGCUUCAGAACAGACUGCUGCUGAUCGACACACAGGCGCAGAGAGUCGUGCAGGCUGUGGAAACGGACGCCAUGCCCGUCAAACUCUUCUACGACAAAUCUCACGAUCAGCUGUGGCUGUUGAGCUGGAGAGACCUGCUGAAGUCCCGCUCUACACUGCAGGUGAUCACUUCUGCCAGCGCGGUGGAGCAGCGUCAGAUCAUCCGUACUCCAUUUGAAGGAGUGGAGGACUUCUACAUCCCUCCCACCAACCUCAUUAUCACCCACGUAAGGUUUGGCUUUGUCUACUUAAAAUCAGAGCCCGUGGUGCAUAAAAUCGACCUUGAGACCCUCCAUCUCGUCAAGACCAUCAGUCUGAAGAACUACAGCUGUAUCCCAGCCAGCAUGGCCUACACUCAUUUAAGCGGCUACUAUUUUAUCGAGUGCCAAGUCGAGGACCGUUUGGGUCCGAGCUCACAGCUUCUCAUCGACAGUGUAAGCGACGCAGUCAUUGGGCCCAAUCCCAACAUCAACGGCCGGCCAUUUGUCUCUCCGGACGGCCGCUUUGUGGUCUCUGUGGACAAGCGACACGGAAAGCUCCAAGUCCAGACUGUCUCCUUCAGCGGCGAGCUGCAGACCAGCCACGAAGUGGACGUCUCGAUUCCCCUCGCAGACCUGGAGUUUCAGCCGUCCUUCACAGAGGCCAACAAGUACAUGAUUGUGGCCUCUUCGGCGCAGGGCUCCAAGCUGGUUUUCUCGGACCUGGCUUCAGGAAAAACGAAAGCCCACGAGGAUGUCAAGGAUCCUAUUCCAGCCAGCAGCUGGCCUUGGGGAGAUGCCAACAGGGUGGUGGUCUCCAGCGGGGUGUUUGGACGCUACUUGGUCACGUCGUCGUCUGAGUCCCUGUUCGUUCUGGACGGCAAACAGAGCGGCCCUCACUGUGAGGUGUCAGACGUCAAGAGAGGGAACACAGUGGUCUGGGUGGGUGAGGUAUGAGCGGCGUACCGCGGGCCGGUUCUGCAGAGGAUUGCGUCGGCCGACUGGGCCAAAGCUUUGGAAAACCUUUAAGGGAUGCGAACGGACUUGAUCCUAGUAGUGAGUUAAACGAACACACAUGCGGGUUUCUGUAUAGGUACACACACAUACACACACAUUCAACGACAAGAAACCUUAAACAAAAAGGGAUGAAUGAAGACACCCUUCAGUGCAACAGUGAACUAAUUUGAUGAUUUUUUGCACUUCCUUGUAAGCAGAAGUAGCGUUAAGCAGCAGACAGGUUAGGUAAUGACUGAACUAUGCACAAUGCUUUUUAAAGUUUGAGUGUUUUUUUGUUUUUUUCUCAGUGUGUCCACUUGUUAUAUAUAGUCACGGCAGGAAAUGUGUUCAUCAGUGUCAUGUCUCAUUUUUGUCAAUGUAGAAAACUGUUGUUUGGCUCAUCCCGGUGUUUCUGAUCACACAGUUCAACAGCUUUUGUUUUACAGUUAUUAGUACACUUCAUUAUAAUAAACACGUUACAGUAACAUAUUGCAUUUUCCUUUUUGUAAUGAGGUGAGUACUUUCUGUCAUCCUAAGAGCUCUCUGUGUGUGUUUGUUUUUGUGGAGCUACAUUUUGGGGACACCGUCACCUCCAAAUGUUUGCUAAAGCUAGCCUCCCUUUGGGGAUAAAUCCUAUAUUACAUAUUAGUUUUUUAAUUAAAUAAUUUCUUUUAGAAGUACGGUGUGCGGGUUGGUCAAGUUUUGAUCAAACGUCCCCACCACAAGGAUAGUGAACCAUUGUGUGAAGCAGGAAAAUGGUUUAAUAAACAUACAACAUAAUGUCUUAAUGAAAAUGUCCAAAUGCAGAGGUUUGUGUAAAGGCAUGGGGAUAGAAAAUAUCAUUAGUUCAUUUUAAAAACAAUAAAAUCCAUGGAAACACUUGCCAUUAAAGAAAAAAAGUGUGUGUCGAUCUUCAUUUUUUUUUUUUUUUUUUGCAUCAAUUCUGUCUAAACAAAUUUUUGUUUCAUUAAAGUAGUCCUACAUUCAUAUAUUACAUUUAAACACCCAGCUAAAGAAUAGAAUAGAAAAAUAACCAUGAAAGAAAAGUAUAUUCUUGCUAAAUAGAUGGGCAAUGAGGUCCACUGUGCUAGAUAAAAACUCAUCUGGUGCAUCAGAUGUUUGAAAGGCAACAGAAAACAUUCAACACACAUGAACCAAAUUAGAGCACUGUUGCACUGAACGCACUAUCAUCACUACUGAGAAGACCGCAAGCACAGCUUUAAAUCGCCCUAUUUGAGACAAAAUAGCUAAACUGGCAUUUCGAUGUGCUUUCAGGCUUAGUCAGAUAUGCAUGACUACAAUAUUACUUUAGAAAGCCAGAUGGUUAGACCUCAAUUAACAUUAAACUGGACACAGAUACGAUCAAUUUAAGGCCCAAACAAAUCUAAUUAAACUCAGUGGGCUAACAAUCGCUGAAUAAAUGUGCUCUGAAUACAGUAUAUUAACUAUAGAGUGAUUUGAGUUGUUUCCUUUAUGUCUGGCUUUAGAGGGAUAGUACACCAAGAAAUCAAACUUUGCUGUUAAUGUACUCACCCUCCAAAGAUGUAGAUGACCUUUUUUUUUUCAAUAGAACAGCAAAGAAGAUUUUGUUGAAACCGUGGUCCUUCAUAAAAUCCAAGUCAGUGGCUGCCGUCACUUUGGGAGUAAAAAAAAAAAACAUAUCAGGCAACACAAAAUAAAUCCCUGAGGCUCCUGAUGUUAUAUUAAGGUCUUAUGAAGCAAAAUGAUCGCUUUGUGCAAGAAACUGAACAUGAUUUACAACAUUACCUGUAAUCCAAAGCCUCAGGCAAGUGGGGAAAUCCAAUUCUUUUCCAUGAACUGUUUCACUUGGACAGUUUGUUUCAGUGAAGUGAUUCAAAUAACUGAUUGCCCAGUUCGUUUACGUAAUCACGCAAUGACGUCAUGUAUACACGAGCAAUAUCACACAAGUAGCAGUGCGAUAUGGCUGUAUAUUGCCAUUGCUGUGAUUCGGCCGUAGGCACAAGGUUUAUGCAUCAGUUCGACGGCACGAGUCUGCAAAUACAUAAACAAAGUGUCUUUAAAAACCCUCUUUUGUGCAAACCACUUCCUUCCAUCAUGGAUUCAUGGAUUCAAAUCUCAAGUUGACAGUUUAACAGCUGAGCCCAAGCCUUUGUUACUAAUUUGAAAAUGUCACUUUAGAACUAGUUACAAAGGAACAUUGAUUUGCUUAAUUGAAAGCUUAAUGUAUUACCGUACUAAAAGCUCACUGUUUUAUGUAGCGUAUGAAUUGUCUACUGAUUGAAGCAAUAUCUUUGUCAUGCUAUCCUUUCAUCUGUUAAGGGUGAUUUCCAGUGCUGCGUCUCUCAAGGUGUUGCUAAAAGUAAAAAAAAAAAAAAAAAAAAAACGUCCUUGUUUACAACCCCGUUUCAGUCUCUUUCAAUAUAAAAGUCUAUACUGAUGACUCUCUCUAAUGGCAGAAUAAUGUAACUAAAAUCACCAUCACCAACACACACACCGUUUCCCGAUAUUAAAUGCUAUAAUUAAACACUACUGCUUUUUAUACAAAAAUAUUGUUUAUUAAAUAAUUUUAUUUAAUAAACAAUAACAGCCAUCAUAAAAGUUGAACAAGUACAUUAUCGCCUAAAAAACUCUUAAAACUACAUUCAGUGACACAAAAACAGUAUUAUUAAUAUAAUUAUUGUGGAUUUGGGUGACCACCAUGACCCUCGCUGUGAGAAAAACUGCAAGUGGAGUGAUACAAACAGUGAAACAGUUGAUGUUCUGUUUACAAUAAUAUCUCACUCCUCUCAGCCAAUCAGAUUCGAGGACCAGAAGGAACUGUUGUUUAAACAAUUAUAUUAUUAAAGCAACCAAUAAUGAUGUGAGAUGUGGAUUUUUUUUACAUGUUUAAAGCACAUAAAGGGAAUUGUCCCUUUAUUCAAGUGCUGGGUUCAUGCAUGCUCAUUUCAGCAGCUUGUAGUAAAUUGUAGUUUAUUGCACAGACGGAUUGUUUUGCUUCAUAGGAGCCACAAUAAUUUUGUGUUGCCUGAUAUGCUUUUUUUGAUUCUCAAGGUGCGGGCAGUAAUUUUUUGAAUCACCAAGGACGAGGGUUUCAGCUAAAAAUCUUCUUUACUGUUCUACUGAAGAAAGAAAGUCACCUACAUCUUGGAUGGCCUGAGGGUGAGUAAAUUAACAGCAAAUGUUCAUCUUUGAGUGAACUAUCUCUUUAAGAACUGAGCCAGAAAGCUGAAUUAAAUGAAUUAAACAGAGUAGAAGUUUGUUACGCAAGAAGUCUGCGAAGUUUGUUCAAGACUAAACUAGCUGCACACAUUUUGUACAGUCCUGCAUAUACGUAAAAUGGCGUUCUUUUAAAAUGUCUGCAUUAUGUGUAUGUGCGUAUUAUUUGUUCACAGUUCUUUUUAGCACUGAAAUGCCAGCCUGACUUUUGCCAACGAGGCAGAAACAAAGCAUCUUAUGCCUCACUGAGUCACAUUUAUGUCCAAAUCCAUUUGUCUUCAUUAAACUCUAUUGUCCCCAGAUUGUUUUAGCCUGUUCUUGUCCUCGUCAUGUAUAUAUAUUUUUUUUGUUUGUUUGUUUUUUUGUUGUUGUUUUUGGGGUUUUUUCAGUGUGUUAUUGACUUGUUCAACAUCUCAGUCUCUGUUUAUGUGUGUCAUUAAAACCUUUAUUAAGUGUAACAGAACUGCUGGCAGACUUGAGGCACAUAAAGUGCUGUAGCCGUUUGCAGUUGCUAAUCAACAGGCCAAGAACCAAAGGCUUUAUUUGUUUCAUUUUUAACUGCAUUUUUAAAUGAAUAAUAGAACAGCUGUAUGGCUUUUCUUUUUCAAGUUGAGCUGUCAUGAUCUUGGUGUAUUUGUUCUGACACACACCCUCGUGCUGGCUUUUAUUGCCUAAUCCUGUGUAUGUGUAAGAUUUGUUUCUCCCAAAGUACAUUGUGUAUGGUGAAUAAAACCUGUUCCUUAAGUUUGUAAGUUAGCACCACUUAUUCUUUGGUUUUACAGCACACACAGCCAUGAAAUUCACAUAAAUAUAACACAAAAUACUCUUUCAAACAUUUACAUUUCAAUCAUGACAAAAUGCCAAGGGUGUUAACUCAACGAGAAAUUAUUUCAAAAAACAGUCUUUAGCUGUCUUUGUGCUGGUUAAUUUAUAUCUCUAUGCAACAUGUUUUUCAGCAUUAAGGCAAUAACUGUUGAAAUAUUGAUGUUUUGCAACCGAGUUAUGGCAGUAAUUGCUACUUUUUGAUGAUUGAUAUUUGUCUUUUCUUGUAGUGUAACUGACCACACCAGCAAAGAUCUCGUCUAGUUCUCAGCUUGUCUCGUGGUCAAGCAGCACCAUGUUCUGUUCAUCUGUGUGCGUGUGUGUUAUGUUCAUUUGAUUUAAUACAUCGUAAAAUUGUGAAAUGUGACACUUUUCAGAAAGAUAGUGGCUUUACUUAAUUCACAGAUGUGCUUCAUGGGAUGUAGAACAAAGUUGAAAUUUCAUGGUCAUAAUUUUAGUAAAGUAUCAGUUAACCUGUAUCAAAUAUAAAAAAAAAUCUCCAUGGAUUCCUGAGAUCUGGAUACACCCAAGUGAUUUAUUAGCAUUGGUUGUAUAGAAACCUUCACUGUAUAAUGUAAUAUAGUGUUGCGUGCGAUAUAUAUAAAUAUAUAUCUUCGAGUUUUACAAUAAAAGAUUAGACCAGAA
This is a messenger RNA of Cyprinus carpio (common carp), 7508 nucleotides long. Its product is annotated as follistatin-related protein 4-like. Lineage: Eukaryota; Metazoa; Chordata; Actinopteri; Cypriniformes; Cyprinidae. The record is from RefSeq and is a predicted model, not a curated record. Gene Ontology annotation, molecular function: calcium ion binding; protein binding. Gene Ontology annotation, biological process: regulation of BMP signaling pathway; cell differentiation; multicellular organism development.